AUGAAAAAAAGAUUGGAAACUACUCGAGUACAAACCCGGAUUAAAGAUAUUCGUCGAAAACUAUAUUAUAUAAAUCAGCAAAAGAGAGAUAUUUUAAUGGAUUUGAAAGAAACUUUUACGCAAGAUGAUUUUCAUUGGGUAGAGCAAGUUAUCAGAGUUUCCGAAAACAGAGAAAACGAGAGUGUGAAGAAGAGACAGGUGAGAAAAUUUGACGCAUUAAUAAAAGAAAAAGAAAAUCUCGAGAAUAAAAAUAGACAAUUGUUAGAAGACCACGAAAGAAUGAAAGAAAAGAUAAAGAAUGAAGUCAUUGAUCUCACGAAAGAUGGUAUCGACAAUGAUAUUAAGAGCUACUUGUCUCUGGGACCAGGUUUUUGUGAAGCUCCCACAAGAGUUCCGUAUGAACGUAUUAUAGCAGAAACAGAGAAAAUGUGUACAAAGAUAAAGAGAGAAGGCGAGAUUAAUGAAAUUGAUGAAGAAAUUGUUGAACAUGAAAUUGGUGAGAUACGUGAAAAUGUAAAAGUUAUUUUGGAGAAAGCUAGACACAAAAAGUAUAAAACGAAUUUGACGAAAGAAGAGUUAAAUGGAAAAAAGAAGGCUCUACAAGAUAAAAGAAAAGUAUUCUUACCGGCAGAUAAAGGACGGAUAAUGGUAGCUAUGGACAGAUUUGAAAGUGAAGGUGGUGAACAAAGUUAUGAAUACAAGAUGAAACAAGUAUUGGUUGAUCUCAAGGCAAAACCUUCUAUAAGAGCAAAAAAGGACUGGGAUUUGACUGAUAAAGUUUGUCGAGAUGGUACAAGGGUUAUUGAAACGAUUGUCGAAAGAGGCGAAAUUUCAAAAGAGAAUGCAGAUCGGUUAAAACCAAAGGAUUGUCACGCCCCUAGGUUAUCAGGACUGCCAAAAAUCCACAAAAAUGGUGUUCCACUGAGAGGUGUGGUCUCAAUGGUAGGAUCGCCUUUUGAAAAACUGUCAAGAUUUGUCAUUCCAAUUCUGAGAACAAUUCAGGGAAGAAGUGGACUUUAUCCAAAAAAUUCGCGAGAAUUGAAAGGAAAAGUUAAGAACUGGCGUGUGGAAAGAAACGAGAUACUCGUGAGUUAUGAUGUGAAGAACUUAUAUCCAUCGAUACCAAUAAAUGAGGCAUUAAAAUUGAUUGAAAAGUUGUUAAGAGAAAGUAAAACCUUAGUAAAUAAAACUGACUUAACCGUACAGUCGGUAAUGGAAAUAUUGAAAUGGAUGUUUGGUUUGUCCUAUUGUGAGUUUGACGGCAAGCAUUACGUAUUAGAAAGUGGACCGAUUGGUCAUGGAGUAACUGGUGAGCUCGCCAUAAUCUAUAUGGAAGAGUUUCAAAUUCGUGCAAUUCCAACAUCUCCAUAUCCCCUUGAUCAAUGGUAUUGGUUGUAGACGACAGUGAAAUGAAGUGCAAGGAAGAUCAAUCCGAUGAAAUACUCGAACACCUGAAUAGCAUUAAACCAGACGUCAUUGCAUUCACGAAAGAAAAUCAAGUAGAAGAUACGUUGCCAGUACUGGAUUUGAAACAAAAAGAGGAGAAAACGAAACAAGUCGAGUGUAUGGUUCAUUAUAAGAAGACACACACCAACAUCAAUGUGAAAGCAAAAUCGAAUCAUCCUCCUUGUAUGAAAAAAGGCUUCAUCAAAGGAUUUUCAGACAGAGCGCGAGCGUUAUGUGAUGAGAAACACCUAGAAGAAGAGCUAAAGAACGUAGAAGAUGUGUUUGUGGCAAAUGGUUUCGAAAGACGGAAGGUUCAAGAAUACAUGCGAGAGGAUAAACGCGAAAGGACUGAGUCAGAAGAGCAAGAGUAUCGGGGAAUGAUAAUUGUACAUUACAUCCAGGGCAUAUCGGAACAACUGAAAAGAUUAGCUUCCAAACAUUCAUUUCGGACGACAUUUAAAUCAGGAAAUAAAAUAAAGGAAUUGAAGGCGAGGGCUCAACAACAACGUGGCGAAAAUCUGUUGUUUACGAGAUCCCAUGCAAGUGCAAGAAAGCGGUGUAUGUAGGAGAAACGUCGAGGUUGCUUAAGGUGAGAAAGAAGGAACACGAGAACAAAGUAAGUUUAACAAACGAGGAUAUGAGAAAUGGACGAAUGGCGGUGGCGGAAGAACGAAUGGGGAAAGAAGACGGAGGUUUAGCAAGGCACAGUAUAGAGUGUACGGAAGAAAUAGACUGAGAGAACACGCGAAUAUUGAGAAAUGAAUAUAGAUUAAGACAGCGGAAAGUUAUAGAAGGAAUUGAGUCUCUUAGGGAAAAAGAAAGUUUUAAAUAGUUUUGAAUCAUUGAUUACUUGGAGACCAAUAUUAAACAAAUUCUUUAUUAAGGAAAACGAGCGCGCGCGUGCGCGCACGCAGUUUAAUUUAAAUUAGCUUGCGUGAGAUGAACGUUGAAAAGUUGUACACGUCAAAUGUAAGAACAAUUUGUUAGCCUGAGGACGGAUAGUAAACUAUCCGAAACGUAGCUAAAAUAAAAGUAUUAUCAAAAACCUCUUGUGUGAUUCUUGAUUUAAAUUAAAAACACAAAAUUAUUUAUUCUUUAUUUUAACACAAACUUGGAAAACCGUAGUUUAAAAACUUGUGAAUUGUGCCGCCAUUUAAUGUAUUUACGUAAUGUAGUCGGUCGGGGCGAGCAACAAUUUUUCACUUGUCACUCGGCGGGAAACAUUGCAUUUAUCUAAAUCCACGUGAUCACACAUCAGCUAAUCACGUUUGGUGUUUACCCUAGCUAUAUGACAAUGCCAAUUGUUUGUUACAUUUCAAAUGGUAAAUAUGACUAACCUUGCGUUUUCGCCUUUGAAAAAGAAUGUUAUGUUUCCAUCAGACAAGAUCCUCAAUGACAAGGUCGUGA
Molecule: messenger RNA, 2853 nt
Organism: Paramuricea clavata
Lineage: Eukaryota; Metazoa; Cnidaria; Anthozoa; Malacalcyonacea; Plexauridae
Source: the annotation of a GenBank genome assembly